CCGGGGCUGGGAGGAAACUGGGAUGGGGGAAAACCGCUGGAGGUGACCAGAGGGGACGCUAAAAGGGGCAGAGAGCAGGCGGGGGAGUGACAGGGAGCUGACUUUGUCCCCUCAGCCCUCAUCCCACCCCUGCGGCUCCGCGGGUGGGGCCGGUGGCGAUGGCCGAUGGCGAGGGCGACCCCGGCGUGUUCACGGCCACGGCCCUGCCCGGGGACCCUCGGCUGCUGCCCACGGUGACCAACGCCUUCUUGGGCACCCGCGUGUUCCGGGACAUCCUGCACGCUGCCGGCGUGUACAGCGGGGCCGCGGGGGACACGCACCGCGCCGACCUCCCCAGCCCGCUGGGGCUGCGCCUGGCAGCGCCCGGCGCCCGCAGCCCGGCCGAGAGCUUCACCCUCAACACCUGGACAGGGACCUUCAGCCAUACGAUUCAGUCCCCUGGCUACACGGCCACCCACCAGCUCUACGCCCACCACUCCCUGGUGCACCUGAUGGCCUUCAGCAUCACCAUCCGGCGCUUGGAUGGCUCCACGCAUCCCAUCACCGUCCAGCUCCAGAGCCUGUUCGUGCCACAGAGCCAGGACCUGCACUUGACCCCAGGCCCAGACUUCCAGGGAGCGCACUACAUCUACGGGCAGACACUGGUUCCCGAGGUGGAGGGGGGCCCCCGUCCCACUGUCCACAUGCUGUGGACCCCCAUCCCGCAGUGGCUGACGCUGGGCGGGGAGGAGCAGGAGCGGUGCUGGCAGUUCCUGACGGCCGUGGCCGGGAGUGAGGAGGAGGCAAAGCACAGCUACAGCGUGGGGCUGGCCCUGCUGGCCGCGGGGUCCCUGCACCACUCCCACGUCCGCGCCUGGGCCGCGCUGCGCCGGGGCUGCUCCGUGGAGCUGGACGGGCCCCCGGCCCUGCGCCAGGCGCUCCAUGGCUGCCUCUACUACCUGCUGAGCGCCGUCCCGCCCCGGGACUGCCCCGGAGUCCCGUUCCACGGCAUCAGCCCCGGCGGCUUGUCCAAUGGCACCCGCGGCGAGGACUACUGGGGACACGUCUUCUGGGACCAGGACACCUGGAUGUUCCCGAAUAUCCUGCUGCUGUAUCCCGAGGCUGCCCGCGCCAUCCUGCAGUACCGCGUCCGCACGCUGGAGGGCGCCAGGCGCAAUGCGCAGGAACAAGGCUACGAGGGCGCGAAGUUCCCGUGGGAGAGCGCAGCCACUGGCCGGGAAGUGUGUCCUGAGGAGAUCUACGGAGCCCAGGAAAUCCAUGUUACCGGGGAUGUCCUGAUGGCCUUCGAGCAGUAUUACUGCACCACGCAGGACCAGAAGCUGUUCCAGGAGGAUGGGGGCUGGGAGCUGGUGGAAGCCGUGGCUCAGUACUGGUGCAGCAGGAUGGUGUGGAGUGAGGAGGAGCAGCUCUACCACAUCAGAGGUGUCAUGCCCCCAGAUGAGUACCACAGCCAGGUCGAUAACUCUGCUUACACCAAUGCUGUGGCCCGGCGCAGCUUAAAUUUUGCUACUGACCUGGCUCGGGACCUGCUGCUCCCAGUGCCAGAGGAGUGGGAGGACCGUGCCAGGAAAAUCAAAGUGCCCUUUGAUGAGGAGAGGAAAUACCACCCUGAGUACGAUGGCUACAGCCCAGGUGAGCCGGUGAAACAGGCGGAUGUGGUCCUGCUGGGGUUCCCACUGAUGCAUCCCAUGAGUGCCGAGGUGCGGAGGAACGACCUGGAGAUGUACGAGCCCGUCACCGACCCGGCCGGGCCAGCCAUGACCUGGAGCAUGUUUGCCGUGGGCUGGCUGGAGCUGAAGGAGCUGCAGAGAGCCCAGAGCCAGCUGGAAAAGUGCUUCAGCAACAUCACAGAGCCUUUCAAGGUCUGGGUGGAGAACUCGGAUGGGUCGGGAGCUGUGAACUUCCUGACAGGGAUGGGUGGAUUCCUGCAGGUCAUCCUCUUCGGCUUCACGGGGUUCAGGAUUACGAGGUCCAGCCUCCUCUUUGAUCCUGCCUUUCCUGACAAUAUCACCAAGCUGGAAGUCUCCAGUGUCUCCUACUUGGGCAACAAGCUGGAGGUCACCAUCACCAGGGAGGAGAUCAGGAUGGAAGUGACUGAGACCUCCCAGGACCCUCCGGCGUCUCCCCUGGAAGCUGUGCUGGAGUCGGGACAGUGCUUUCCCUUGUGGGAAGGGCAGAGUGUCUCCUUCCCCACAGCACCUGGAUGGAUCCAGAGGUCACCCAGCAGGACCCCCUAAAGCCUGGCUGAUCCAGGUGUUGCCCACUGGAGCAGCAGGUCCGGGAUGUUGGUGGAGUUUACAGUGGGUGGAAAGGCGGUGCCAGGCUGUGCCAGGAGGCCUUUGUCCCCCCAGGACUGUGUGUGUCACCUGUCCUUGUGGCCCCAGGGCUCAGUGGCUGAAGCUGUCACCAUGGCUGGAGCUGUCACCUUGUCUGAGCCCCCUGCUCCCCUCCACACAUCUCUUCCUUGGUGCAGGAGAGGAAACCAAGCCUGAAAGUGACCAUUUCAAACGUGUUUGCUGAACACUCCGGAGUUUUUUAUGCUCUCAACAUGUUUGUGUUUGUAAGGAAGCCCAUUCCUGACUCCAGGAUCCUGACUCCAGCUCCUCCAGCAUGUCCUGCCCUGGUCUUUGCCUUCCCCCUGUGCUGCUCCGUGGGCUCAAAGGGCUGUGGAGGCUCAGCCACUGCUGUUUCACCAGAUGAAUGAUGUUUUGGUGCUAAAUAGUACUCCAAAAUAUGCAACUGAAAGCCUUUUAACCCUGUGUGGGCAGCACAGAGCAUCGUUCCUGUUAUUUGGUGUGUAACAUCCCCCGUAUGUUUUUAAACCCUUAUCGACACU
Lonchura striata (white-rumped munia) is the source of this 2836-nucleotide messenger RNA. RefSeq names its product protein-glucosylgalactosylhydroxylysine glucosidase (gene PGGHG). Gene Ontology annotation, cellular component: cytosol. Gene Ontology annotation, molecular function: protein-glucosylgalactosylhydroxylysine glucosidase activity. The record is from RefSeq and is a predicted model, not a curated record. Gene Ontology annotation, biological process: carbohydrate metabolic process. Lineage: Eukaryota; Metazoa; Chordata; Aves; Passeriformes; Estrildidae.